This is a messenger RNA of Pneumocystis jirovecii RU7, 267 nucleotides long. RefSeq lists its product as uncharacterized. The transcript is spliced from 2 exons. The record is from RefSeq and is a predicted model, not a curated record. Bases 1 to 267 code for a protein of 88 amino acids. NCBI's taxonomy places the organism in Eukaryota, Fungi, Ascomycota, Pneumocystomycetes, Pneumocystales, Pneumocystaceae. Gene Ontology annotation, biological process: protein insertion into mitochondrial outer membrane; mitochondrial outer membrane translocase complex assembly. Gene Ontology annotation, cellular component: mitochondrial outer membrane.
AUGAUUGAAUAUAUUGAACAAUCGUUGAAUAUAACUUCUGACAUUUCUGAUUCUUUAAGCAUAAUAUCAUCUGAUACUGAUAGAGAGUGGCAAGAAUCAUUAAAUCAACUAAAUAUGCUUCUGUAUUGGGUCCUCAUUCCAUUUAUCGGAAAAUGGGCAGGCCUGUGGAAACAAUAUAUGAGAAUGAAAACUCCUAUAGAGUCUGCAGUAAAAGGUCAAAAUAUAUCCAGGAUGGCUAGAUUACUCGGAACAAUGUCAUUAUAUUAG